AUGUCAGAGCGUAAAGCAGUAAUCAAGAACGCAGACAUGCACGAGGAUAUGCAACAAGAUGCUGUGGAUUGUGCUAGUCAAGCGCUGGAGAAGUACAAUAUUGAAAAAGACAUUGCCGCUUUCAUCAAGAAGGAGUUUGACAAGAAGUACAACCCGACGUGGCACUGCAUUGUUGGGCGCAACUUUGGGUCAUACGUGACGCACGAGACAAAGCACUUCAUCUACUUUUACCUGGGUCAGGUAGCUAUUCUACUCUUUAAAUCUGGUUAA
This is a messenger RNA of Peronospora belbahrii, 270 nucleotides long. The record is from the annotation of a GenBank genome assembly. NCBI's taxonomy places the organism in Eukaryota, Oomycota, Peronosporomycetes, Peronosporales, Peronosporaceae.